CGGGCCUGUAGCGAGCGCCAUGGCGGCGGCAGGAGCAGGAGGAAGAGCAUGCGGCGGGGAGCGAGAGACGGCGGCCUCGGGGACCCCCGCCAGCGGCACCUUUGUGGCAGGGACGCCCUGCGCCUUCUCUCCCAGCGAGCGGCGCCUCCUGGCCCUUUCCGGGCUGGACGGGCGGCUCCGCGUGUGGGAGACGCCGAGCAGCCGCUUGCAGCACGAGUACGUGCCUUCUGCCCACCUCAGCGCCGCCUGCACCUGCCUGGCCUGGGCCCCGCCAGGCGCGGGGGGAGGCCGGACGGCUCCUAGCAAGGAAGGUCCUCAGAGGAAGAAGAGGAAAUCUGAAGCCGUAGAAGCUGGUGAACAGUUAGAUCUUUUGGCUAUUGGAACUGCUGUUGGCAGCAUUUUAUUAUACAGCACAAUAAAAGGAGAAUUACAGAGCAAACUAAACGGCCAUGACAAUAAAAUAAACUGUGUACGGUGGCAUCAAGACAAUGGUUGCUUAUAUAGCUGUUCAGAUGACAAAAAUAUUGUGGAAUGGAACACACAGACAUGCAAAGUGAAAUGCAAAUGGAAAGGAGACAACAGCAGUGUGAGCUCAUUGUGUAUCAGUCCUGAUGGGAAGAUGCUUCUUUCUGCUGGUCGAUCUAUCAAAUUGUGGGACUUGGAGACCAAAGAAGUCUACAGACAUUUCACAGGACAUGCCACAGCAGUUUCAACGCUUACAUUCAUCACAGUUAGGCCUCCCAAUGAAAACCAACCCUUUGAUGGGAUUACUGGGCUCUAUUUCUUGUCUGGGGCAGUGCACGACCGGUUACUGAAUGUGUGGCAGGUGAGGUCAGACAGGAAAGAAAAGAAUGCUGUCAUGUCGUUUACAGUUACAGACGAACCAAUCCAUGUUGACCUCACGAUAUCAGAAAGCAAAGAAGAGCCUGUGAAACUAGCAGUUGUAUGCAGAGAUGGGCAGUUGCACUUAUUUGAGCAAGUUUUGAAUGGGUACUGCAAAAAGCCCUUGACAUCAAGCCGUACUAUCCAGAUAGCAACACCUGGAGAGGGUAUCGAUUCCACACCAAAGCCAGUUCCUAUUCUGGCAGCUGCAUUUUGUUCAGACAAGCAGUCCUUAAUACUUGUGUAUGGAAAUUCUUUACAACCUGUCAUUGAGAGAGUGACCCUAAAUACUCUAGAAUCUCACACAUGCUUAGUGAGGGAUGUUCAGAAGACCCUGGCACUUAAAACAGAAAUGGCUAUAACAAAGGUGAAGACUCCCAUAGUCAACUCAGAAGCCAAAAUGCUAAUACCUGGAAUUCCUGGGCAUAGUGCAGCUAUCAGAUCUUCAUCUUGUGGAAAGAAAGUUGAAAAUAAGAGGAAGCCGGGUGGCAAAGAGGAGAGCAUUGAAGACCGCCUUGGUGCAAUGGAUAUUGAUGUGAUGAAAAUAAAAUCGUCAUCGGGAGGCCUUCCACAGACUGACAAUUUUGCAGUGCUCUUACUUCAGGGUUUGGAAAGCAAUGAUCUUGAGAUCUUAAAUAAGGUGCUUCAAAUCAAGAAGGAAGUGGCAAUAAAGAAAACUGUAGCCAGAAUACCGGUACAUGCUGUCAUUCCACUAUUGCAUGAGCUGACAAAAAGAUUGCAAGGUCACCCAUACUGUGCCUCACAAAUGGUCCGAUGGUUAAAGUCCGUUUUAACUACCCAUGCAUCUUACCUUUCAACAUUGCCCAAUCUGGUCCCCCAGCUGGGAAUGCUGUAUCAGUUGAUGGAGAGCAGAGUGAAGACCUUGCAGAAGCUCUCUCGUUUACAUGGGAAACUCUAUCUUCUUAUCACCCAGGUUGCUGCAUUAGAACAGGCUCAGGACAAAACCGAUGUUAACCAGACAGCAAAGCUUGUGUAUGAAGAAGAAUCAUCAGAAGAAGGAUCAGAUGAUGAGAUGGCUGCCGAAAAAGAUUCAGAUGAGGACUGGGAUGAAGAUGACGAGGGAGAGGAACAAUCAGACAAUGAGCAAGAAAUGGCUGUAGAAAAAGAAAUCAAUGGAGAAUCAGAUUUGGACCCAGAAAAUGAAAGCGAAGAAGAAUAACAUGUACUUUUAAAAGACACCAAACCUAUUAGAAAGGGCUGGCCACCAAAACUUUGAAUGAACCGCUAUACUGAAAACCGUGUGCAUCACACAAGGACUCAGUAUCUGGUUGACAGAUGCGAGAGGGCAUAUUGGGACACUCUUGCUAGCCCAGAAUGUGUGACCAUGCCAGCCUUCACUGCUCCACCCCAAACUUUGUGGGAUCACAAUGAAACACCUCUGCAAAUUUUCCCACUUACUUGGAGAUUUCAUUUUGCAUCUCGGAUGGAAUAUCUUGCCAAGGCCCACUGGACGGUAAUCUUCUUGCAGCUCUUGUUCUGUCAGUUCCUAAUCCUGAAGGAUUGAAGACCACUCUUAUCUUAAAUGCCUUUAGUUAGUACUUGCCGGUUAGAUUCUCGCUACCCUUUUUGGGAAGAAAAAUAUUUUUGUAAAAUAUGCUGUUGAAUUUAUUGAUAGUUCGCCACCCUGCCCACUUCCAUGCCUUGGCAAUGAUGUGAUGCCAUCCCAGUUGAAAACAACCUUUACUUUAAAAAACCAAACUGACUUUUUAUAUACGUGUGUGUGUAAAUUGGUCAUUUUUUUCUUAUACUUUUUAAAAAAUCCUGUUGGACUCAUUGGUGGUUCCUAACUUGUUUUAACUGAGCUUGUAAAUAAGUUUAGUGUUGACCCAGAGAGAGUUCAUCUUCAUAAGGGUGAGGAUUUAAAAAGAGAAUAAUGAAAGGGAGGGCAGAUGAUUGUGAAUAUGUAACACAAAGCCUAUACAUUUAUUAUGAAUUUUUAAUCUUGGGGGCAGAAAUGAGGUUGCUGUUUAUUCAGUUAAGCUGAAUGACUAUAAACAGUUUUUAAGAACAAGAUUAGGUAACAGUUUUGAGCCAUUCACCAAUAUGUACAGUUAUAUUUGUCUAUAAUUGGAGCUGUUGCAACCAAAUACUGCCCUCUUUGUAAAGUCAAUAAAUAUGCUUCUCCUUU
Molecule: messenger RNA, 3031 nt
Organism: Gekko japonicus
Lineage: Eukaryota; Metazoa; Chordata; Lepidosauria; Squamata; Gekkonidae
Gene: WDR43
Product: WD repeat domain 43
Exons: 18
Coding region: 20-2062 (680 amino acids)
Biological process (GO): maturation of SSU-rRNA from tricistronic rRNA transcript (SSU-rRNA, 5.8S rRNA, LSU-rRNA)
Cellular component (GO): nucleolus
Molecular function (GO): protein binding
Source: RefSeq, a predicted model, not a curated record